Messenger RNA from Rhinichthys klamathensis goyatoka, 711 nucleotides. RefSeq names its product interleukin-7 receptor subunit alpha-like. Lineage: Eukaryota; Metazoa; Chordata; Actinopteri; Cypriniformes; Leuciscidae. Gene Ontology annotation, cellular component: membrane; external side of plasma membrane. The coding region runs from base 1 to 711 and encodes 236 amino acids. Gene Ontology annotation, molecular function: protein binding; cytokine receptor activity. Gene Ontology annotation, biological process: hemopoiesis; cytokine-mediated signaling pathway; positive regulation of receptor signaling pathway via JAK-STAT. The transcript is spliced from 6 exons. The record is from RefSeq and is a predicted model, not a curated record.
AUGGCGGGUGUUUUAUGGAUGCUUUUUGUUGUUUUCUGUCCUUUGGUUCUGUCUGAGAGUGGAGAAUCUGGAGAUUAUGAUUGGCCUGAGAAAGAAGUGACCUGCACAUCCACUUUGACCUUCAAGCAGAAUAACCUCACCUGUUCGCUAAAUGAUGAACCCAAAGAGGAGGUCAAAAUCGCAAUACUCUGCCCAAUUAUUGAAAUAAAACGUUGUGAACAUGCUACUUUAGGACCACAAGACUUUACUUUUGAGAAUUUGGGGAUUUCGAAUACAUACAAGCUCCAAGUAAAUAUAGGAGACAAGGUUAUUAAAAAAGACAUCGACCUGAGGAAAAUCGUCAAAAUCCCAGCUCCUGAGAUAAAGCUUGCCACAUAUAUGAACGACAUAGAAGAAGUUAUCAUAUGGUCUGAACACAGUCAUGAAUAUGUUACCAACCCUGCCUUUCAAGUGGAAAUCUGGGGGGACAAACAGUCCAUCAGGGAUGUUAUUAAUUAUAAGUACUUCAGUAUCAGCAAGAACACACUUGGUGGAGAUGGUGUUUACUAUACACGUGUUAGAGCAAAACCUGUAAAUUACUUUGAAGGCAAUUGGAGUGAGUGGAGUUCAACGGCCAGUUUCACCAUAAAAAAAGAAACACACAUCUUGCACACCCAGUGCCUUGAUGCCUGCGGACCCUCGUGCCAAACGCUGGAGCUUCAGGCGCUGUGA